Molecule: messenger RNA, 2322 nt
Organism: Miniopterus natalensis
Lineage: Eukaryota; Metazoa; Chordata; Mammalia; Chiroptera; Miniopteridae
Gene: TPH2
Product: tryptophan hydroxylase 2
Biological process (GO): aromatic amino acid metabolic process; serotonin biosynthetic process
Cellular component (GO): neuron projection
Molecular function (GO): iron ion binding; tryptophan 5-monooxygenase activity
Source: RefSeq, a predicted model, not a curated record
CAGCACCGGGGCUCUGGACAGCGCCCGCGCGGGCCGCCGGGCUCGCGCUCCCUCCGCAGGCUCCGCUCCUGCCCUCUGGUCCCCCUGCCGCAGGGACAGAAAAUUGCAUCGGGACCCAUGCAGCCGGCAAUGAUGAUGUUUUCCAGUAAAUACUGGGCGAGGAGAGGGUUUUCCCUGGAUUCCGCGGUGCCCGAAGAGCAUCAGCUACUUGGCAGCUUAACACUAAACAAAGCUAACUCUGGCAAGAAGGAUGAGAACAAAGGCAACAAGGGAAGCAGCAAAGGCGAGACUGCUGCUGAAAGCGGCAAGACGGCGGUUGUGUUCUCUUUGAAAAAUGAAGUCGGUGGAUUGGUCAAAGCGCUGAAGCUCUUUCAGGAAAAACACGUCAACAUGGUUCAUAUCGAGUCGAGAAAAUCCCGGCGCAGGAGUUCAGAGGUGGAGAUCUUUGUGGACUUCGAGUGUGGCAAAACAGAAUUCAACGAGCUCAUCCAGCUGCUGAAAUUCCAGACGACAAUCGUGACGCUGAAUCCGCCGGAGAACCUUUGGGCAGAGGAAGAAGAGCUAGAGGAUGUGCCCUGGUUCCCCCGGAAGAUCUCUGAAUUAGACAAAUGCUCUCACAGAGUUCUCAUGUAUGGUUCUGAGCUUGAUGCUGAUCACCCAGGAUUUAAGGACAAUGUCUAUCGGCAGAGAAGAAAGUACUUUGUGGAUGUGGCCAUGGGUUAUAAAUACGGCCAGCCCAUCCCCAGGGUGGAGUACACGGAGGAAGAAACUAAAACUUGGGGCGUUGUAUUCCGGGAGCUCUCCAAACUCUAUCCCACUCACGCUUGCCGGGAGUAUUUGAAAAACUUCCCUCUGCUGACUAAAUACUGCGGCUACAGGGAGGACAAUGUGCCUCAACUGGAAGAUGUCUCCGUGUUUCUGAAAGAAAGGUCUGGCUUCACGGUGAGGCCGGUGGCUGGCUACCUGAGUCCGAGAGACUUCCUGGCGGGACUGGCCUACAGGGUGUUCCACUGCACCCAGUACAUCCGGCACGGCUCGGACCCCCUCUACACCCCGGAACCGGACACAUGUCACGAACUCCUGGGACAUGUUCCACUCCUUGCGGAUCCUAAGUUUGCUCAGUUUUCACAAGAAAUAGGCCUGGCAUCUCUGGGAGCAUCUGAUGAAGAUGUGCAGAAACUAGCCACGUGCUAUUUCUUUACAAUUGAGUUUGGCCUUUGCAAACAGGAAGGUCAACUGCGGGCAUAUGGAGCAGGACUACUUUCUUCCAUUGGAGAAUUAAAGCAUGCUCUUUCCGACAAGGCUUGUGUGAAAGCCUUUGACCCAAAGACGACCUGCCUACAGGAGUGCCUGAUCACCACCUUCCAGGAAGCCUACUUUGUUUCGGAAAGUUUUGAAGAAGCCAAAGAAAAGAUGAGGGACUUUGCAAAGUCAAUUACCCGUCCCUUCUCAGUAUACUUCAAUCCCUACACACAGAGUAUUGAAAUUCUGAAAGACACCAGAAGCAUUGAAAACGUGGUGCAGGAUCUCCGCAGCGAUUUGAACACCGUGUGUGAUGCCUUGAACAAGAUGAACCAGUAUCUGGGGAUUUGAUGCCUGGGACGAGUGUCGUUGCCAGCAUGGCCUUUUAGGGGCUUAGUAGUCAAUGUUCUAUAACACCAAUAACUUUCUGUGUCAUGGCUUGGCUAGAGUAGGCAUGCAAUUAUGUAUAUCUCUACCUAUUUGUAACUUACUGUGUUAAAGUGUGAAAUACCAUUAAGAACCCAGUGACAGGUAACCACUCAUAGUAUGAAAGAUUGUAAUAUGUUUAAAUGUCUUAAACAGAUUUGACAUUCCUGCUUAGUAUCUUUAACCAAACUGCAUAUAUUUAAAAUUUGUAAUAAGUAGCCCUCUUAUGACUAGUUUUUGACCUUUUCUUUCUCAGAUCUGAGCCUGUCCUCUGUGUUCAUUAGAUAAAAUGAAAAUAGCAGUGAAACUGUCUCUCCUUUCUGUACUUUCACAGCAUUAUUUGAGAUAAACUCAGAAUUGCAUGAAGCUUCCCAUCACAUUAACAAGGAUUCAGUAUUCUGUUUUGAAAGUUGUUGAGGCAACACACUAGUUGAAAUGACUUUCAGGUUGAGUAUUUAUACGAUGGAAGAAAAGAAAGCUUUUUAGAAAUGGGAUAUAUAGGUCACACUGACCUUGUAGAAACUAAGUUGUGGCAUGCUUCCCAAAGCAUGGGAAGGAAAUCCUUCCAGAAAGGACAUUGGGAAAGACUAAACAGUGGGUAAUAAAUCUUGGGACUAUUAAUUUUAUGCUGGAAUAAAGUGAAUUAUCAUGCUC